AUGCCCCCCAAGGCCGCCGACAAGAAGCCCGCCUCCAAGGCUCCCGCCACUGCCUCCAAGGCUCCCGAGAAGAAGGAUGCUGGCAAGAAGACCGCUGCCUCUGGCGACAAGAAGAAGCGCACCAAGACCCGCAAGGAGACGUACAGCUCUUACAUUUACAAGGUCCUCAAGCAGGUCCAUCCCGACACCGGUAUUUCCAACCGUGCCAUGUCUAUCCUGAACUCAUUUGUCAACGAUAUUUUCGAGCGCGUUGCCACUGAGGCUUCUAAGCUUGCUGCCUACAACAAGAAGUCCACCAUCUCCUCCCGCGAAAUUCAGACUUCUGUCCGUCUGAUCCUGCCCGGUGAGCUGGCCAAGCACGCCGUCUCUGAGGGUACCAAGGCCGUCACCAAGUUCAUCUCUUCCACAAAAUAA
This is a messenger RNA of Beauveria bassiana ARSEF 2860, 414 nucleotides long. Its product is annotated as histone H2B. The record is from RefSeq and is a predicted model, not a curated record. The transcript has 3 exons. Gene Ontology annotation, biological process: nucleosome assembly. The coding region runs from base 1 to 414 and encodes 137 amino acids. Gene Ontology annotation, cellular component: nucleosome. Gene Ontology annotation, molecular function: protein heterodimerization activity; DNA binding; structural constituent of chromatin. NCBI's taxonomy places the organism in Eukaryota, Fungi, Ascomycota, Sordariomycetes, Hypocreales, Cordycipitaceae.